Molecule: messenger RNA, 2701 nt
Organism: Glycine soja
Lineage: Eukaryota; Viridiplantae; Streptophyta; Magnoliopsida; Fabales; Fabaceae
Exons: 14
Coding region: 59-2392 (777 amino acids)
Biological process (GO): lipid metabolic process
Source: RefSeq, a predicted model, not a curated record
AACAUUUGCAUUGUGAAUAGAAGAAUGAGUGGGAGUGAAGAAUGUGAAAUUGGUGAUAAUGAUGAGUAUGAGAAGGGUGAGAUGGAUGAGCUUGCUUGUAGGACUUUGGAACGUCGGGGUUGCCCUCAUGGGCGCCUUCCUCAUCUUGCUCACUUUCCGCCUCUGUCAUGCCUCCUUCUUGCUUCCCUUCGUCCUGGUUUCCUUCGCCGCUUUGCUUAGGGUUCUGCUCAUGAUUCUUACCGCUUCCGCCCAACAAGCCGCUGCCACCCUCAUCCUUCAACACUCCUCCUCCGAUCUCCUUAUACGCCUCCGCCGAAGGGCCAUGUAUAAGAAAUGGCUCUGCUUGAGUCGAUGUUCCGCUGUCCUCAUCGUGCUUCAAUUUCUCUCUGCUGCUUACCUUGUCCUCACCUCUUCCCACCAUUUCUCCACCUCUCAUUCUAAUCACCACUGUCUUUUAGAAUCCAAAUGGAACCACACGCCCGUAUCUAUAUUCAUCAUCCUCGUCUCUUCCGUUGCCGUUCUCCAGUGCUUCACCGGAUCAGAUAUUAUCAAAUGGAGGUCUUUCUAUGAAACUCAUGAUCACGCUUGGAAAUGCCACUACAGCGAGGUCUUCGAUCAUGGCAUUCGUGAGACCUUGUGUUGUCUAGGCCGCCUCCAAUACUUGACUACCUCCGAAGAAGAUGAAGUCUAUUCAGUUGCACGAUUAUUAGCUGAUCUUGUUGCUUAUCGCGCCUCCGGAACCGGCCAUAUGGAACUCUUGGCAGCUUUAGCUUUACUUCAAAGCCAUGGAAACUCUACCGAAUCCUAUGAAGAAUCCAUGGAAGCACCAGAGAUGAAAAUUAGGGAGGCUGAAGCUCUUCAUAAAUUUGCUGAAGCUGCGUACACGGGUCCAUUGCUUGAUGUUGGACGAAAUCCAUUUGUAUUUCCUUGUGCAUGGCUGUAUAGACAAGGGAUUUUGUCUCCUUGGACACGAAACAGACGACCUGUACUGGAUGGUGAUAACUGGUGGCGAGGUCAUGCUGCAGCCUUUCUAAAGUACGUCAAUUUGCCUCCAGAAGCGCUUAGACAUGGGCGAGUCAGCCAGGUCAAGUGUGAAGCUGCAUAUUUUAUUGUGGUUCUACAUCAACUUCAAUCUGUGGUAAUUGCUAUACGUGGAACUGAAACCCCAGAGGACCUAAUAACUGAUGGGUUAUGCAAGGAAUGCACCCUGUCUGUGGAUGACCUGGCUGGUUUGAUAAAUUGCAACUACAUUCAUUCUAAUAUAAAGAAAAAUGUGACUUCAUCAUUCCCCCACUAUGGGCAUUCAGGCAUAGUUGAGGCUGCACGAGAGCUUUUUAUGCAGAUUGAAGGAAAUCCUGAAGGGCCUGACUCGGAAUCCUAUGGACUUCUUUCUAAAUUACUGGGAUUUGGUUGUGAAUGCUUUGGGUAUAAUGUCCGCAUAGUUGGGCAUUCACUUGGGGGUGCUAUAGCUGCAUUGCUUGGACUGCAACUUUAUAACCGCUACCCUAAUCUGCAUGUUUACUCAUAUGGGCCACUCCCAUGUCUGGAUUUAGUUGUGGCAAAUGCAUGUUCAGAAUUUGUUACAAGCAUUAUAUUUGGAAAUGAAUUUUCAUCACGCCUUUCAAUUGGAUCCAUUAUGCGGCUAAGGGCAGCUGCAAUCACAUCACUAUCGCAAGAUCCUAAAGCAGAUAGUGCCAUGAUUUUCAAACUUGCCCAUAGGUUUCUAGAUGUAAGCAAAUAUCAGAGAAAUAAGUCCAAGGCAGAGGAUGAAUCUGAGUAUCAUUCAGGGGCCAUCCAGGAAGAUCUAAACCAUCAGAUCCGCAGAAGCCAGUGUGAGACUGAUAAUAAAGCAGGUAGCAUCGAACAAGAGGUUCAGGCUAUUAGAAAGGAUCUUGUUACUGCUGACUAUGGUGAAUAUAUGAAUCCUUUUGGAAGUGAAGAUUGCCUCAAUAAUGAGCAUGAACAAUGUUCACUUUGGUCUGACACUAGGGCAAGGGAUCAUAUCAUUGAAAUUGACAAUGCCGAAUUUACAAAUCCAUUUGCUAUAGAUGCACAUUCAAAUCAUGAUCCAGUGUCUCAGUUUAUAGAUACUGUUCCGAAUUCUGAAAAUCCAUCCGCAGAUGAUCCCCCAGAGCUGUAUCUGCCUGGUUUUGUAAUUCAUGUUGUACUGGAGAAGAAAAGACCUCAAACUGAUCUUAAGACAUCGUGGAGAAUGCUAGAGAGGGGAAAAUGUUAUAGAGCUUACAUAGCAAAUAGAGAAAGCUUCAAAGAUAUUAUUGUUUCACCAUCCAUGUUCCUUGACCAUCUUCCUUGGAGAUGUCACGAUGCCUUGCAAAAGAUAUUGAAAGCUCAAACUGCUAAAGAUCAAGUAACGGAACCUCACAUCAUCUGAUAUAUAUAUUUAAUAUCAAUGAACUUCUAUGAAAUGAUUUCACCGGUUCAGCCAAUUGUUUGGAUCGUGAGAAAUCAUUAAAAAAUAGGGAUCUACUUAUCAAAAGAUUUCCCUGAACAAUAGAACUUACUCUGGCAUUAUUGAACGCGAUAUGAUCUUGAUUAAUUUUUUGCUCCCGGUUCUCCGUACGAUGAUGCUUGUGAGUGAAAUCAGCAUCUAUGUCAUUUUAGAAAUAUUAAAUGUGCUUAUUUUCAUAUAUAUAGGGAGCGUAAAUAAUGAGAUGUGGUGGAAAUAAUGUUCGAAUGUUGA